AAAGUUGUUAGAUGCAAUAAAGGGCAAUCAAACACCGGAUAAGGUAAAAAUCAACACUAAAAAUGGAAAUUAUUUACUUUUUAAGUUAUUUUGAUAUAUUUAUUGGAAGACUUUAUAUUUUCUUUUGGAAAAUUUUAAAGGUCGGCGACACAAUGUUAAAAGGCGACUUACAUAGUGAUGGUGGGAUUUAUCAAGGCAAUCAAAGUGGCGGUACAGUAAAGCUUUCAACCAAAGAGAAUCAAGGUGGUGGUGCCACUUCCGCGCAGAGGAGUCAUCCAGUGGUUGAGGGAGUUGGGUUGCCAAUUAAUGAUCCGGUUUACGUUGUUGAUGUGGAUAAAGAAAUCGGAGUUAAAAGUGAUGCACAAACGGAUGGAGUGCCCAUAACACCAAUCCAUUUAAAUUUUGAUGAAUCUCAGCAAAUCGGCGAUAUGGAGAAUGCUAAUCUUUGAAUUUACCGCAUCGAGAGGAAAUGGUAGCGGACUUGCUAAUCAGCGCCCUUUUAGCAUGUGUUAUUCCUCUCGGUCCUCCUCCG
Messenger RNA from Lycium ferocissimum, 532 nucleotides. RefSeq lists its product as uncharacterized. The transcript has 3 exons. The record is from RefSeq and is a predicted model, not a curated record. The coding region runs from base 63 to 449 and encodes 128 amino acids. Lineage: Eukaryota; Viridiplantae; Streptophyta; Magnoliopsida; Solanales; Solanaceae.